UGCGUGUACAACAAUUUCGAUGCUGCUACUGCUUUACGCUUUAACUCAUACCGCUUUGCCUUGCUCUGUGAUCAUAAUCCACACCGAAGACGAUUUCACAUCAACCGCUUAGAUACCCACUUGAGAGAGAAUCAACAACAGCCAUGACCAUGUCAAUAACCGACGGAAAUUACCGAAGUUUGUCGACGCAGUUCCAGUACAUGAGCAACGCCGACAUGGACUGGGACAUAAACGACCCCGUAGUGCCAAAGCCAUGCGUUUACGAUCAAUUCAAGGAGUGGACGGAGGGUCACACGAGGCUAAUCUAUGAAGGAAGUAACGUAGAUGCCAAGAAACACUGUAGUGGUUGGGCCAUGAGAAAUACAAACAAUCAUAAAUGUUCCAUUCUUAAAAAAUCUUGCCUUGGAGUUGUGAUAUGUGAUAGAGACUGUACGCUGCCGACCGGGGAAAAAAUCAGUCUUAGACCAGCAAUAUGCGACAAGGCACGAAAGAAACAACAAGGAAAGCUUUGUCCAAAUCCUGACUGUACCGGAAAGCUGGAGAUUCGACCAUGUCGCGGACACGGCGGUUAUCCCGUAACCCACUUUUGGAGGCACGAGAGUGAUGCUAUUUAUUUUCAAUCCAAGGGCGUGCACGACCACAGCCGUCCAGAAGCAAAAUUCACCGCAGAGGCUCGCCGCAGUCUGGGCACUAAGAGAUACAAAAAAAUAUUCAACUACUUUGCCAAGGAAGGAGUGAACAACCAGUUAUUUUGUGGCCUUGAUGUAUACUUAUCAAAAUCCAGCCCUUUGAAGAGAGCGGCCGAAACCGCCGAAUUUGAGAAGGUUAAAAUCGAGCCUUCGGUCAAGAGACAGUGUAUGGACCAGGAAAAAGAGUUAAACGGCCUAAUAAAUCAUAUUAUCGAUGCCAAAUCUAUGGUGCCCGAUACAGUGAUGCAGUAUGUUACCAAGACAACCGUUAGUGAUGCGUCUCCUCUCGACUCGAAGGCUUCAGUCUUCCCGAUACGGAUGGUGGAGAAUCAGUACAGCGGGAUGGAAUCAACUCUAUGCGAGAACAACCAUUACCAACAGAGGGCGCAGUGUGUACCAGGUGACGUUACCAGCGCAAACAGUUGUCAACUGGCCAAUGGCUUCAAUCAAUCAACAAUUUGCUAUUCUCCUGUUAGUUUCCAUGACAACCAGGCGGUACCAAACGGACAAACUUUCCCCAAUGCGUCCUCACCUGUCACGAGCCUAGAUACUAGCUCUAUAUACCAAAACAGUUCGUCGCCAGCAGUUAGCCGCUAUGAUCACAUACCAACCGCCAAUGACUGUGAACAAUUGAAUGUUAAUGACGUCAUGACUGACGUCAUCAAGACUAUGGCAUCACCAAACAAUUCCACGUGCCAGUUUGUUAAUAAUAUGCAAGACAGCCUCGACGGUCGACGAAGCAGCUCACCGCGUGACUACUUGCAGCUCGAUUCAUACAAACUACCACAUAUUACUUCGUUCCUAGGCCAAAGCAAAGCCCCAAGACAAGUGCCAUCGCCGAUGCUAUCACCAGUGCCAUCACCGACUCAGCUAAGCCCAUGCGGUAGUCCCUAUGCCAGCAGUUGCCUUAGCAACCAACUAGACUCUUGUGGCGAUCUUGAAUCUCUAGACGUUAAACUGUUUGACCAAUCGCCAGUCCCCGAGACUAGCAAUAUUCUUUCUCAGCUUCGAGGCAUUCUAGACUUUCCAGAAAUUUUUGACGAACUUCCCCUUUCCACCGAAGCCCACAACGACUCCGGCUAUCACGACGUUGCUUACACCGGCUUCCAAAGAAUGAACUCGUCCUCCGGUUACCACAGCGCUCAAUACAGCGACUGUGCAUGGAAACAACCAAUCACAACAGCUUACGAUAUACCAUCGGUGCUUUAAAGACUAGAUCGACAGAGGGCGCUGUGACCCAUACGGACACAUGCCCGCAUGAACAUGAAAUGUCAUUUGUUUUAUCAACUGAAAUAAGUUAAACCAAAUAAAUAUUUUUAUUUCUAGAGUACACAGACCAUUCAUUUUACUCAAAUGUGCAAUGGGAGUUUUACGCUCCAUUUUAAAAUGUUUGGUCUGCUUUUAUCCAGAGACGUUUUCGUAGUAAAUUGUUUGUGAACAACGAUAUAUAAUAUUUAUACAGAUAAAAGUGGUAAUCACACGAAAUUAUUUAAAAAAAAUCAUUUUUUUUCUUUUUUCUGAAAUAAUACUAAAUUUGGUACCACGUGACCCAAAUUCAAUACAGAGCAUGCAAUGAUAUUUAUAGAGAAAGUACUAUAGUUGUUGUUGUUAUUAUUAUUAGAUAUUUUUAAAGUCUGUGAUGUUUUUUUAAAAAGAGAUUAAACUUAUGUAUUUGGUGCUUUUUAAAAAAAAGUCGCUGGAAACCAAUAAAAUCAAAUUUAUUAUGUUAA
Messenger RNA from Saccoglossus kowalevskii, 2419 nucleotides. RefSeq names its product Gcm transcription factor (gene Gcm). Lineage: Eukaryota; Metazoa; Hemichordata; Enteropneusta; Harrimaniidae. The record is from RefSeq and is marked provisional. Gene Ontology annotation, biological process: regulation of transcription by RNA polymerase II; gliogenesis. Gene Ontology annotation, molecular function: DNA-binding transcription activator activity, RNA polymerase II-specific; RNA polymerase II cis-regulatory region sequence-specific DNA binding. Gene Ontology annotation, cellular component: nucleus.